AGACACCACCCCUCUCCCUCCCCACUUCCCCUGUUCCAAAAGCUUUCACAUCUCUCUCUCUCUCCCUCUUCACAGUUCACACCCACACUGCGCGGCACAGUGGGCGUGUGGGCGCGAGACCAGGCGUCGCCUCCUCCUCUCCCCCGCCCCGCUCUCGCCGCCGGACGUCCUCGCCUGCCGCCGUUUGUCUUGUAGGAGGACAUAUAAACCAAUUAAGGUUGUAAACGUCGGUGGCUGUUCAAUCAUGCCGAUAUCCAGCUCAUCGGAACCUCGAGACUCUCGAGAUCCUACUUCACCUGCACCAUCCACAUCAUCUUCUAGAUCAAGGGAAGCAUGUAAUCUUGCAGAAGUUGAUGAUCCUGGAAGUGCAAUGUCCACUGUUGCUCGAUUGCUGGAGCAGCUACAUGGUAGCGUGACAUCACUACCAGAGAAGGAAGUGGCAAUUAAACGAUUACUUGAACUUGCCAAGGCGAAAAAGGAUGCAAGGAUUUUGAUAGGUAGCCAUUCUCAGGCCAUGCCAUUAUUUAUAUCUUUCCUUAGAAGCGGGACAUCUUCAGCCAAAGUAAAUGCUGCGGCCCUGCUUAGUGCACUCUGCAAGGAAGAGGACCUGCGUGUCAAGGUUCUCUUAGGAGGUUGCAUACCACCCUUGCUCUCUCUCUUGAAGUCUGAAUCUGCUGAAGCAAAGAAGGCUGCCGCUGAGGCUAUUUUUGAAGUGUCUUCAGGGGGUCUUUCGGAUGAUCACAUAGGCAUGAAAAUAUUUGUGACAGAAGGCGUUGUGCCGACUCUUUGGGAUUUGCUCAAUCCUAAGUCACGCCAAGAUAGAAUAGUUGAGGGCUUUGUGACUGGGGCUUUAAGAAAUCUCUGUGGAGAUAAAGAUGGUUAUUGGAAGGCCACACUUGAAGCGGGUGGAGUAGAAAUUAUUACUGGCCUUCUUUCAUCCAAGAAUACUGCUUCACAGUCAAAUGCUGCCUCCCUUUUGGCACGGUUGAUCUCUGCUUUCAGUGAUAGCAUUCCCAAAAUCAUAGCUGCUGGGGCUGUUAAGGCCCUUCUUCAGCUUCUGAAUCGAGAUGAUGACAUUGCUGUUCGUGAAAGUGCAGCUGAUGCUUUGGAGGCCUUAUCUUCCAAGUCUACUAUUGCAAAGAAAGCUGUGGUCGAUGCAGGUGGUCUCCCUGUUUUGAUUGGAGCUGUUGUAGCGCCCUCAAAAGAGUGCAUGCGAGGGGUUACCUGCCAUUCUCUACAAAGCCAUGCUGUUUGUGCUUUAUCAAAUAUUUGCGGUGGAACCACUUCAUUGUUGCUUUACCUGGGAGAGCUUUGCCAAUCACCCCGGUCAGCUGUGUCCCUUGCUGACAUUCUUGGAGCACUUGCAUAUACGUUGAUGGUGUAUGAUGGCACUGAUGGUAAAUUCUUUGAUCCUGUUGAGAUAGAAAACAUUUUGGUUGUGCUCUUAAAAUCCCAUGACAGUAAGCUUCUGCUUGAUCGUAUUCUUGAAGCUUUAGCAAGUCUAUAUGCAAAUGCAUGUUUCUCUGGCAGACUUGAUCACUCAAAUGCAAAGAAGGUUCUUGUUGGGCUGGUCACUAUGGCUUCCGACGAUGUUCAAGACCAUCUUGUUCAUGCCUUAACUAGCUUGUGCUGUGAUGGUUUUGGAUUGUGGGAUGCUCUUGGAAAGAGAGAAGGAGUUCAGUUGCUAAUAUCAUUGCUUGGACUUUCCAGUGAGCAGCAUCAGGAGUAUGCAGUUUCUUUGUUAGCUAUCUUGAGUGAUGAAGUAGAUGACAGUAAGUGGGCAAUAACAGCUGCUGGAGGUAUCCCUCCACUUGUCCAACUACUUGAAACAGGAUCUCAAAGGGCAAAGGAGGAUGCAGCUCAUAUCAUAUGCAACUUGUGCUGUCACAGUGACGAUAUCAGGGCAUGUGUUGAGAGUGCUGGUGCUGUUCUGGCGCUGCUUUGGCUUCUAAAGAGUGACAGUCCUCGUGGACAAGAGGCGUCAGUCAAAGCACUUAAGGUGCUUAUACGGUCUGCUGAUUCUGCCACAAUCAAUCAGCUGUUAGCACUGCUGCUCAGUGACUCAGUGAGCUCAAAGACACAUGCCAUUACAGUUCUCGGGCAUGUCCUUGUGCUGGCUCCUCAAAGAGAUCUAAUCCAGAAUGGAGCUCCUGCUAAUAAAGGGCUUAGAUCUCUUGUUCUUGUUCUUGACUCAUCAAAUGAAGAAUCUCAGGAGUGUGCUGCAACUGUGUUGGCUGAUAUUUUCAGUAUGCGUCAGGAUAUUUGCGACAUCUUAGCAACCGAUGAAAUUGUUCAGCCAUGCAUGAAGCUUUUGACAAGUGGAAAUCAAGUUAUUGCAACACAAUCUGCUCGAGCUUUAGGAGCACUCUCGCGCUCGGCUAAUACCAUGUCGAAGAACAAGAUGUCAUGUAUAGCUGAAGGUGACGUGCAACCUCUCAUAGAGAUGGCCAAGACAUCAUCCAUUGAUGCGGCUGAAGCGGCAAUUGCUGCAUUGGCAAAUCUCUUAUCAGAUUCCCAGAUUGCUAAGGAAGCGCUAGAUGAUAAUAUUGUCCAAGCUUUGACUAGAGUCCUAAAGGAGGGGAGUUUAGAUGGCAAGAUUAGUGCUUCACGGUCACUUUAUCACUUGCUCAACCAAUUCCCCCUCGGUGAAGUUUUUCCAGAUUACUCACUCUGCUGCUUUAUAAUUCAUGCACUGCUGGUGUGUUUAUCUGGUAUAAGUUUGGAAAAUGUUACUAGCUUGGAUCCCCUGGAUGUGCUUGCAUUGAUGGUGAUGACCAAGGAGGGUGCUCAUUUUAGCCCCCCUCUGCGGACUGCCUUUCUGGAAGCCCCAGAAAGUUUAGAACCUCUGGUCCGCUGUAUCAGUGUUGGGCUUCCCCCUAUUCAAGACAAGUCCAUUCAAAUUCUCGCAAGGCUAUGUCAGGACCAAUCUUCUCUGCUUAGUGAGCACAUAAACAGAAGUCAAGGCUGCAUUGAUUCUCUUGUCAGUAGAGUUAUGGAAUCGACAAACAUGGAAAUAAGAAUCUCCAGUGCAAUCACCCUCAUAUCUGCGUUGAAGGACAACAGAGAAGAUUCAAUUGAAGUUCUUGAAGCAUCAGGACAUCUGAAGAGUCUAAUAUCUGCACUCAUUGAUAUGUUGAAGCAACAUUCCACUUCAACAUCCCUAGACAUUGAAGUCUGGAAACCUUACACAGAGAAGAGUUUGUUCAAUUGUGAGCAGGAUGUUUUGGAUGUGCCUGAAUCGGGAAAGGUUCUGGAAGAAACUGUUGCACGUUUGCUCUCACUAAUUUGUUCUUCUCAUCCCAGGAGUAAAGUUGCUGUUAUGGAUCUUGGUGGUGUUGACAUUGUUUCUGAUAAACUUGCUAGCCACUCUGCUAGCCGACAGGAACACGAUGAAGAUUCAGGGAGUGUAUGGAGUUGCGCCCUUCUAUUGGCUACUUUAUUUCAGGAUUCAGUGGUAGUUCAAUCUUCAGCAAUAAUGCGAAUUAUACCUUCUUUAGCUUCAUUGCUAAGAUCUGAUGAGAUUAUGGACAAGUACUUUGCUGCUCAAUCACUGGCUAGCCUGGUUUGCACUGGAAGCAGAAGUAUACAGCUCGCUAUAGCAAAUUCUGGUGCAGUUGUGGGUGCUAUAGCCAUGAUUGGGCUGAUAGAAUCUGAUAUGCCAAACCUUGUUACAAUGGCUGAAGAAUUCAAGUUGGCAGAGAAUCCAAGUCAAAUAAUAUUGAAAAGUCUUUUUGAUCUUGAGGAUGUUCUUACUGGUGCUACUGUUCGAAGGUCCAUUCCCUUGCUAGUGGAUAUGCUUAAACCCAUGGCAGACAAACCAGGAGCACCUCUGGUUGCGUUGCACCUAUUGACUCAGCUAGCAGAAGGCAGCGAAACAAAUAAAGUUGCUAUGGCGGAGGCUGGAGCUCUAGAUGCUUUAACCAUGUAUUUAUCUUUAAGCCCACAAGACUCGACUGAAACUACCAUUAUCAAUCUCUUAGGGAUCUUAUACAAAAAUCCUGAUCUGCUUUACUAUGAAUCCUCACUUAGCACUUUGAAUCAACUUGUAGCUGUCUUACGGUUGGGCUCAAGAAAUUCUAGGCUUAGUGCAGCAAGGACAUUGCAGAACUUAUUUGAUUCAGAGAGUAUAAGAGAUACAGAAGUGGCUAAGCAAGCUAUACAACCAUUACUUGACAUGCUUGAGUCAGGAACUGAAAUAGAACAGCAAGCCACACUUGGUGCUCUGAUCAAACUUUCUGCUGGCAAUAUCUCAAAGGCUUCAGCUAUGUUUGAUGUAGAAGGCAACACACUUGAAAGCCUCUAUAAAAUUUUAUCCUUCAGUUCCUCCUUAGAGCUUAAGAAAGAUGCUGCUCAGCUCUGCUAUGUUUUAUUUGAGAAUUCUGACAUAAGGGCAUCACCGAUUGCCACAGAAUGUCUUCGCCCCCUGAUAUCAUUGAUGUCAUCAGGCUCUAGUUUGGUUGUUGAACCCGCUGUCUGUGCUCUGAGCAGACUACUGGAUGAAGAGCACAAUGCAGAGAUUGCUGCGACUAAUGAAGUUGUUGAUCUUCUUGUUAGUUUUGUUCCUGGGACAAACUACCAGUUGUCAGAGGCGUCUAUUGCUGCUCUUAUAAAGUUGGGCAAGGAUCGUCCAAACUGCAAACUUGACAUGGUUAAAGCUGGUAUCAUAGAGCAUGCGCUUGAUAUGAUUCUGGAUGUUCCUGUUUCUGUUAGCUCAUCCAUUGCUGAGUUACUUCGCAUCUUAACAAACAACAGUGGCAUUGCUAAAAGUUCUGCUGCUGCAAAAAUGGUGGAGCCACUUUUCUUGCUAUUACGUCGCCCAGACGUUACCAUGUGGGACCAGCACAGCGCAUUGCAAGCACUUGUGAAUAUUCUGGAGAAACCUCAGAGUCUAGCAGCGUUGAAGUCAACUCCUAGUCAAAUUAUUGAGCCGUUAAUAUCAUUUCUUGAAUCUCCCUCUCAAGCAAUCCAACAACUUGGUACUGAGGUGCUAUCACAUCUUCUGGAACAGGAACAUUUUCAACAAGAUAUAACUACAAAAAAUGCAGUUGUCCCUCUGGUGCAGCUUGCUGGUAUUGGUAUCUUGAGCUUACAGCAAACUGCAGUUAAAGCACUUGAAAACAUAUCUCAGAGUUGGCCCAAGGCUGUAGCAGAUGCAGGUGGAAUAUUUGAACUUUCAAAGGUAAUUGUCCAGGAUGACCCUCAGCCAAGUCAAGCAUUAUGGGAGUCCGCAGCACUUGUGUUAUGUAAUGUUUUGCGUUAUAGCUCUGAUAACUAUGUUAAAGUCUCACUGGCUGUGCUUGUAAGAUUGCUGAACUCGACUAUGGAGAGUACUGUCACAAUAGCUCUCGGUGCUCUUCUUGUGCAAGAGAAAAGCAAUUCACGGUGUGCUGUAGCCAUGGCUGAGGCUGGGGCUGUACGUGCACUGUUGGAGCUCCUUAAGAGCCAUCGUUGUGAGGAAUCUGCAGCAAGAUUGCUUGAAGCACUGAUAAACAAUUCAAGGGUCCGAGAAACAAAAGUUGCCAAACACUCCAUUGCUCCUCUCUCACAGUACCUGUUAGAUCCUCAAUCAAAGAAUCAGGCAGCAAAGUUUUUGGUGACUCUCGCACUAGGUGACAUUUUCCAGCAUGAAGCCCUUGCAAGAGCAAGUGACUCCGUAUCUGCCUGUCGUGCUCUUGUAAGCCUACUUGAGGACCAGCCCACGGAUGAUAUGACAAUGGUUGCUAUUUGUGCACUCCAGAGCUUAGUGAUGCACAGCAGGACAAACAGGCGUGCUGUUGCUGAGGCUGGAGGCAUUUUGGUUGUACAGGAGUUGCUUCUGUCUCCAAAUGUAGAUAUUGCAGGACAGGCUGCUCUACUAAUCAAGCAUCUUUUUUCAAAUCAUACACUUCAAGAAUAUGUAUCUAACGAGCUCAUCCGUUCUCUCACUGCUGCCUUAGAAAGAGAGCUGCUCUCUACAUCAUCUAUCAAUGAAGUUAUUUUGAGGACCAUAUAUGUGAUAUUCAGCAACUUCAGAAAGGUCCGAUUUUCUGAGGCAGCAACAUUGUGCAUACCCCAUCUGGUUUGUGCCCUGAAGGAUGGAAGCGAGGCUGCCCAAGAGAGUGUGUUAGACACCCUUUGCUUGCUCAAAGAAUCUUGGCCCCAGAUGAAUGAAGACAUUGCUAAGGCCCAGUCUCUUAUUUCAGCUGAGGCCAUACCUGUACUACAGAUGCUUAUGAAGACCUGUCCUCCCAGUUUUCAUGACAGAGCUGAUAGCUUACUGCAUUGCCUGCCUGGUUGCUUGACCGUGACCAUCUUACGUGGGAAUAACUUAAAACAGACAAUGGGGAGUACAAAUGCAUUUUGUUGCCUGCAAAUAGGAAAUGGUCCUCCAAGGCAAACCAAGCUGGUUAACCAGAGCAUCUGCCCGGUAUGGAACGAGGGAUUCACUUGGUUAUUCGACAUCCCCCCCAAAGGGCAGAAGCUGUACAUCUUGUGCAAAAGCAAAAAUACAUUUGGAAAGUCAACCCUCGGAAGAGUAACCAUCCAGAUUGACAAAGUGGUCACCGAGGGAGUUUACAGUGGGUUCUUCAGCCUCAGCCAUGACGGCGGUAAGGAUGGCUCAAGAACACUAGAGAUAGAGAUUGUCUGGUCAAAUAGACCGGCCAAUGACAAUAUGUAGCAUGGCUAAUUUCACAUGGUGCCAAUAUUAUUGUCGGGACGCUUAGAUGUAAAUCAGCCCCAGAAACAUCCACAUUCAUUGCAGUGUAGAAAAUGACAUGGUUUACAGACAUCUGCCUCAAGAUUAUUUCGAGGUCGUUCUUGGUUUAGCCCCUGUAGCUGCAUACGGAUUUUGGACCGGCUAUUUUGUUUGUACAGGUUUAUUUCCUGUAUUUUGGACCGGCUAUUUUGUUUGUACAGGUUUAUUUCCUGUAAUUAUAAUUUAGAGUAGCCUGGUGUGAGUUUGAAGAAACA
Molecule: messenger RNA, 6951 nt
Organism: Triticum urartu
Lineage: Eukaryota; Viridiplantae; Streptophyta; Magnoliopsida; Poales; Poaceae
Source: RefSeq, a predicted model, not a curated record